Molecule: messenger RNA, 3735 nt
Organism: Carcharodon carcharias (great white shark)
Lineage: Eukaryota; Metazoa; Chordata; Chondrichthyes; Lamniformes; Lamnidae
Gene: trir
Product: telomerase RNA component interacting RNase
Exons: 3
Coding region: 34-501 (155 amino acids)
Molecular function (GO): 3'-5' exonuclease activity; 5'-3' exonuclease activity
Source: RefSeq, a predicted model, not a curated record
UCCCAGAAGCCUCGGCGGCUUCUGUUCCCCAAGAUGGCGGACAGGCGGAGGAGCCGCGAAGUUUCUGGAAGCUCCGAGGCGGGCGACGCGGACGGUGGCGGCGGCUCGGAGAGCAAAGGGGUGAACGCCUUCGCCAACGAUGGUAGCUUCAUGGCGCUUUUCAAGAAGAAGAUGGAAGAGCAGAAGCUGAGGAGUGAAGGGGGAGCCGCGCCGAGCGGCGGGGAUAUAGACAAUGGAGGCAAGAGGAGUGUGGCCGCUGGCCAGGAGCAAAGUAAUGAGGCCCAGAGCGACAGGAAGAAAAGCGUGCUGAAUAUUGUGGGAAAGCGGCGAGGUGGGGCAAAGCUAGCCCUCAAGACGGGAAUGGUAGCCAAGAAACACAAGGCUGAAGAAGAGGCUGAGGCGCGUGGAGGAGAUGCGUGGGCCAAAUACAUGGCAGAGGUGAAGAAAUACAAAGCACAUCAGUGCAGCGACGACGACAAAACUCGGCCUCUUGUUAAAUAGCCGUAUUUGCGUGCUCAUGCAGCCAAGAACUGUAUUAUAUUUUACAAUCGUUAAGAUCAAGUCCUCCACCCAUUGCCCUCACUGUACAGCCAGUAUGAGAAUUUUUUUCUUUUGACCGCCUGAAAUACAUAUUUAUUUGGAUUUGUGGUUUGAAAACAACACUUGCAAACAAAAAUCCAAUGCAUUGUUUAAUUUUCAAUAUUGAAAUCCUGUCCACGUUCAAAGGGUGAUUUAUAGUGUACAGUUUCUGUAGAGUUAUAUCCCACAUCCUGUUUUCAACAUAGAACCUGGUAGCCAGGCACUUUUCAUCUUUAUUUUUUAUAACAUGCACGAUAUAGCUCCAAUUGUCAGUAAAAAAGAACUCCAUGCAUAUUUGCUCUUUUGUGCCUCCAGUUAUUAGCUACAAAAUCGUAGCCAAUUUUGAAACUUGUAUCCAAUAUUGUACAUUCUGCUGGCCUCUUGGCAUGUGUUGGCCGAGCUGGCUAAAACAUAGGGAGCAGCUAGCUUGAUCUCUGGCUGGUCAGAUGCCUCCCAACAUUUCAGUGUUGGGAGGAUCCCAGUGCCUGACUGGUGCUGGUGAGGUAUUUGUUUUUGAUCAGAAGUAUUACAUUACUAGCAUUAAGAACCGAACUGUAAGAGGCACAGUAGUAGGACUUGUUUCUAGUGGUCUUUUGGCUACAGCACUAAUGCUGGAGACCAAUGAUUUGAAUCGUAGCCUUGACUGGCCUGAGCUUCUUCCUUGGGAUGAGUCUAUCCAGAGGGACAAAGCUGCAAAUGUGACCACUGCUGUACCUCUUGAGUGGGUUUUCUGAUGGGACAGCCAACAAGUGGCUCAAUGAGUGGGAUUGCCCCAACAGAAAGUGGGAAUGGGCAGUGUGGAUGCAGGUGGCUAAAGUGAGCACAGAAAAUGGGACCGGACUAGGAAAUGUUUCUCAAGUUCUUAAAACUACCUCAAAUGUAUUCAGUGGAACAUUAUGACAAAGUUCUUGUUGCAACCUACCCAGCUAGGUUUUAACCUUGUUGGUAUUGCUUAUCUUCCAGCAGUGCUAGCGAGAGACACCCCGCUUUUUGUCUAAUGCUUGAAUUUUCCUUUCCCAUUAGUGACCACUAAGCCUGUGUGGGUGGCAACAUCCACAGCCUACUGGACGCUGGAAUGGUCUAUAUGACCGCUUAAGUCAAGAUAGAAUGAGUUGGUUCAAAACUGUUAAAGAUUUAUCAGAGCAGUGAAAAGAGCACCUCUUCCUCAGAUUACAGAGAGGUGAAAUGGGGAAAGCAGAAGAGUUGAUUCGGUAGAACCCCUGGGCAAUGGUAGUGGCUGCAUACUGCUGACAGUAGUCGGGAUGAAGAGGGAAGAACUAGAAGCUCGACGCUGGCUGUAUCUUACAAAUUGCAAAGCAGGCGGCUAUACGGUUCCUGUCUUUUUUUCAGUCAGGCAGAGCUCUCACUUUAGCCUGAAGUGUAGUUCAAACUGCAGGUUCAUGCUGGAUCUCCAUAGGACUGUUACUGCAAACACCUGACUUAUAUAGGAUUUAUCUGUAAUAUCAGUUACACUUAUAGACAUUUGGAUGUGGAAUGAAAUGGAUCUUAAAUGGGACAAAAAUAGAUAAAAUAGAAUAGAACUAGAUUGUAGAAUAUUAGAUGUUUCCUUGAAUUUAACAAAUUAGUAAUUUUGACUGAUAUUUAAAUUUCCCCUCUUUGAAUUGUCCCCCUCCCAGUUCAGUCUUUCUGGGUGUGCCUUUGUUUAUCCCAGAUCUUCACCACCCUUUCUGGCCAAUUGCUUGCAGAUGUGAGGUAUUCCCAGGCACAGUGUAACCCACCUGAUAUUUUUUCUACUAGUUCAUUUAGUUUGGGGGAGGGACUGACUGAUUUGGAGAUUGAGUUGUCAUUCACCUUUUCUCUCCAAUGUGCUGUUUAAGGAUCUGACAUUAGAAGCAGACUCUCCCCUGAUAACUCGAUGGGACUGAGCCAUCAAAGCCAGAAAGUUCAUUCUGGUCUAUGCUUUAUUAGGUGAUUUCAGAUGUACAGUAUUGUUUGGUACAUGGGGCUGGGAAGCUGAAAAAUCAUCUAGGGCUCCUGCUUCUGAUCGCUGUCUUAACUGCCUCCACUGAGAGAUGCACACAUUUGGGUGUUUACUGAGAGUGUUAGCAAUACCUCUCAUGGUCAAGUAGCCAGGGUUUGCUGUAUGCAUUCACAUGAAGAAUGACCACUUGGAUGAUAUCUUGUUAUGAUGAUAUGUCUUGCUAGUGUUUCUAGAAACCUGCCACUACAGGAGUUGGCACUCUCUGGAUGGAAGGCAGACCGAAGAAACACUAACAACUUUGUUUUAAAAGCUAAGUUUUUUUGUUUUCAAUCUUAACUUGAAAUAAAGGGACCAAAAAGUACCCACUAUCAAAUGAAACCAUGUCAUUCACCCCCUAAAUAGUUCAGUGAUGAAUAGCUGAGCAAUGUCAUGAAUCCUGUGGCUUUGCUGAAUUAGCUCUUCAUGGCCAGGUUAGAGCACUACAGUUCCCUUCAGCUCUUCCUGUGUUAGGGAGGAGGAAAUUUGGCACUUUUCCCAUUCCUGUUUUGUAUGUAUGGGGUUCAGAUAUAAUAUGAUGCAUUGGUAGUUGAAUAGUCUGCUCCUUGCUAUCCAGACUGGUUUGUGAAUAGCAAUUUGGGAGAGUUACUGGAGGGUGUCAAAAUCCAAUGGAAUUAAAACCCAAAUUUUCAACACCUUGAGUGUCAGUCUUUUAACUCAAUGGGUGACACUUUCACCUGAGUCAAGUUGUAGGCUAAAGCAUCUCUCAAGGUACUUGAGCACACAACUGCACAGAAUUCAGUUUAGAUCGAAGAACUGCUGCACUGUCAGAGGUGCCAUUUUUUGAGUGAGACGUUAAAUGUCUACUCGCGUGAGUGUGUCGGAUCCCAAGGCACUUGUAAAGGAAGAGCAGGGGAGCUCUGAUGUGCUGUCCAACUCUUAAUCUGUUUUUUGUGUUGGUUUGGGUUAUUUGAUCAGUUAUCUCUUGUGUAGAAGGGCUUUACAGUUUGCAAAUUCGCUAUGAAUCGAUUUUGAAUGUUCUGAGGCUAAAGGCGCUAUGUAAGUUCAUGUGGGAGAAGAGAAAAAGCUUUUUUUUAUAAACAUUGUGUGUGGGAUUGGAAUUGAAUCUGAACUUCCUGAUUAUGUGCAAACAGCAGUAGUUAAUUGAAUUGAAUCAAUGAGGGGUUCUGGAAGUUUGUAAUAAAUGGACAAAUCUG